UGGCGACCAUUCGAUGAGCUGGCAUUUCCCCCGGAAGUAGGAAGUGUUGGCCGCGCUCCAAGCUAAAAUCGCAAAGCUGUGAAAGAUCGACACUUGAACGCACUUUAGUAUAUUACGUUUAGCAUUUUUCUUUGAGUGUUUGUUAGGUUCAUCUGCAGUGAUGAGUCUCCAGUGGACCGCCGUGGCCGCAUUCUUGUAUGUGGAGGUCUUUUUGGUGCUCCUCCUCUGCAUUCCCUUCAUUUCUGCUAAGAGGUGGAACAGUGUCUUCAGAUCUCGACUGGUCCAAACCAUAGCCUUAUAUGGCAACACUUCCUUCAUGGUGGCCAUGGCCAUUCUCGUCUUCCUCCUCAUUGAUGCUUUCCGUGAGGUGCGGAAGUACAGUGUGACAGAGAAAGUGGACUUGACCAACAAUCCCACCGCCAUUGAACACAUUCACAUGAAACUAUUUAGAGCGCAGAGGAAUCUUUACAUCGCCGGAUUUGCACUCCUACUUUGCCUAUUGCUGCGUCGUCUGGCCACUCUUCUUUCCCAGCAGGCCUCCCUGAUGGCGUCCAAUGAGGCUUUCAAGAAGCAGGCAGAGGGCGCGAGCAACGCCGCUAAAAGCUUCAUAGAUGAAAAUCAAGUGCUGCAGGAGAAACUCCGAGAAGCUGGCCUUGAGGUGCCAGAGCCGGGAAAGAAAGGAGAGGGAGUCCAGGCAGAGAACAAAACUUUAAAAGAAGAAGUUAAGACCUUAAAGGAGGAACUGGAAGCCACCAAGAAAGCACUCCGGAAGAGCGACGGCGACGUGACGGCGAUGAAGAAGCAAGCCGCUAACUUGACGCUGGAAUACGACCGACUGCUGGAAGAGCACAGCAAACUUCUGGCCAGCGGUGAUAAGAAGUCUGACUGAGAGGGAAGAUGGACGUUGACUUCCUGUAGCCAUCUAAGCACGUCGUUUGUUUCGUUUUGUCUUUGAAAAUCCUUUCAAAGUAAGAGCUCACAUUCUCGUUGCUGAAGGACUAUUUAGCCACCCUCGCUUAUGUGAAGCUUUCUUGCGUGACUCAUUUGUCACGCUGCCAUGGAUACUGCAACUUGUGUGUGUGUCAACUCCAAUACAAAACUCAUCACAAACUUGUUUCUGGCCGUACGUGUGUCAUUGUGAGAACGUGUGUACAAUCCAUGUGCAUGUAUUGGAUGGAAAGGGCUUGUGCGGUGUUGAAAGGCAGCUGCUGGGCUUCUUUUAGAAAGUACUUUUUUAGUCCCCUCUCCUCCCGCCAUCCACCCCAGGAUCUUGUUCCUUAAAGCGCUGACUUGGAAUGGAUACUGAGUUAUAUUUGGCCCUUCGUCCACCUCGGUGGCCAAACGGCGCCAUAUUGGGAAGGAAAGUGGCACUCUGGCCUGGACUGGUUCUGCUCCCAAUUCAAGAGACCGCUCAACUUUUUAAAAUCUGUAAUGUGACGUUAGGGUGACAAGAUGGCUGCCUCCCACUUUUGAAGGAAAUAUGGAUGUUUUAUUGUUAAGCAGUUGGAUAUUCUUUCACUUUUAAAGAACACAAAAGCUAUUUCCAAAUUCACAUCUUGUGUUUAUUGUUUGUGUUAAUUUGAUGGUCAAUAUCAAAAAUUGUAUAAUCAAAAGUACUUGCCGUGGCUUGAUAAGCACUAAAUAUUGCUAGGAAUUGAG
Messenger RNA from Corythoichthys intestinalis (scribbled pipefish), 1659 nucleotides. RefSeq names its product B cell receptor associated protein 31 (gene bcap31). Lineage: Eukaryota; Metazoa; Chordata; Actinopteri; Syngnathiformes; Syngnathidae. Gene Ontology annotation, cellular component: endoplasmic reticulum; endoplasmic reticulum membrane. Bases 161 to 889 code for a protein of 242 amino acids. The record is from RefSeq and is a predicted model, not a curated record. The transcript has 8 exons. Gene Ontology annotation, biological process: endoplasmic reticulum to Golgi vesicle-mediated transport; intracellular protein transport.